Messenger RNA from Brettanomyces bruxellensis, 669 nucleotides. RefSeq lists its product as uncharacterized. The record is from RefSeq and is a predicted model, not a curated record. The coding region runs from base 1 to 669 and encodes 222 amino acids. NCBI's taxonomy places the organism in Eukaryota, Fungi, Ascomycota, Pichiomycetes, Pichiales, Pichiaceae. Gene Ontology annotation, cellular component: cytosol. The transcript has a single exon.
AUGAAAUUUACAGAGCAACUUCUUGCAAAGCAUAGAAAGCAUUUCGAGAGGGCAACACAGCAUCCACUUGUUAAACAAUUAUGUGCAGGUACCCUCUCGGACAAAAUUCUUUGUAUAUAUGUCUCACAGGAUCUCAAAUACUUUUAUGAUUGUGGAAAGGCCAUGCUUAAAACUGCCUACUUAUGUCCUGAUGCAAAAGAUGUUGUGACAUUUAACAAACAGUUGGGCUUUUUCGCUAAUGAUGAGCAUGAUUACUUUGGGGAGACAAUUAAUUACUGCGUAAAGCAUGAUCCAUCUUUGAAAAAGUAUUUAAAAGCAGAUUUUAUUCUUCCAGAAGUUAGAAAUUAUAUGGCAUAUAUUAAAAGAAUUUCCUCAAGAAUUGAUGACUUCAAUUAUGGACAAAUGGUAACAUUCAUCUGGGCUAACGAAAAGAUUUAUCUUCAAUGGGCCCAAAAUGCUCUAAACAUACCGGAUUCCAUCCCUGAAGAUUUACACUGGCGAUUUAAGCAAUGGAUAACUCUUCAUAGUGGAAAUGCAUUUGAACAAUGGGUUGAAUUCUUGGAAGGUCAGGUGAACAAGUACGGUAGAAUAAGCGAAAUUGAACCAAUUUUUCUUAAGGUUACCGAUUUAGAAUUUGGGUUCUUUGAGGGGUGUUAUACAUGCAAGUGA